UAGAAUGGCAGAUACAUAAACACAAAUUCAUUGUUUUGGUUGACGCGAGCCACGACAUUUGGGUGAACGAGUUGUAUGAACCCUCAGCUUCAUCUACAUUAGUAUUUGAGUGUGAGCUCAAUCUGCAACAAGAGGCCCGAUCACUUUCUGCAUCUGACGUGUCUGAACAACCAUGGGCUUCUCCUUUUUCUUUACUGAGCUAAGUCAAAGUCUUCUCUCCGACCGAAUGAGAGCCAUUCGAUAUGUUGAUGAUACUCUUAACCGAAUCGCUUUUAGAAGAACGCUAAAGAAAGAUAUGCCUCAGCAGAAUCUUUCUCUCUCAGAUUCCCCAGCUGAAGCGAUCGUGUCACUCUCUUUGGUGUACAGGCUUCCUCAGCCAAUACUUGCUUCGGAUGAAACGGUUGAGCGAGAAAGGUCUCUACUCAAUAAAGCCAUGACAAAGCAAUAUGACAGCAAAACAUCGUGCUUUCUCCAAACUAUGGAUGAGGUCCUGAGUCAAUCAACACUUUCAGGAGACGAAGUACUGAUAUCGGAGAGGUUCACGUACCUCGAGAUGCCAUUCAACUGGAUUCCAAAGUACACUGCUGUUUUCACCCGUCGGACAAAUCUAGCAGAAUACUGCAUCUGUUUACCUGGCUUUUUUGUAAGACCCAGUAAGGUUAGAAAGGAGACUGGGUCCGAAGACAUCUUUUACGAGGAAAAUGUACCAAUUCCUCAACUUGGCCUAAAAUAUGUUGGGAGCAUUGCCAAAAGCCUCGCGACCGGCUUGAUAAAUGGCGUCGCUGGAAAACUUGGCCUGUUCAUUUUUGAAAAUGUCUUUCCCCCUGGAGUUCCUAAUUACUUUGAGGCCGUUUACGUGGAAAUUCAGAAGAUAGUUAAACAGGAGCUGACUCAAAAUACGAUCGACGAAGUGAACGGUGAAAUAAACGGCAUAAAACAAUGGGUACGGAACUCUUACCUUGCUGCCAAAGAAGGGAUCACAGGUGACCCGACAGACAAAAAGAAAAGACUGACCGAAAUGCUGGAACCAAGAGAUGCUCAGAUCGUUACCAAGGUUCUUGGUUUGCUGAUGACCGAGAGGUACGCCAAGCCUGGCAUCUGUGUCUUCAUGAUUGCCGCUGGCAUGCACCUUACAAUUCUCCAAGAACUGGCAUACGUUGAUCCCACUGUUUCGUUCCCAGAAUCUUCUCAUUACUGUUUGUCGAUCAAAAAAUACGCCGCAAGUUACGCUAAUUUUGCAAAAAGCAAAGCACAGAGUAUCCUUAACCAGCGAUUAUCAAUGAUCCACUCAGGAGAAGAGUCCCGCUACGAUGAUAUUACGAAUAUGUUUCUCGACAUUUUCUGGUGGAGGGAUGAUUACACUGGAGAGAGGAGAGAAUAUUCCAGGUACGAAGACAGCAAGGGAACGACCAACCCGGACGCCGACAAACAACGCGACCGGGAUUUGGCAAACCACAGAAAUUCCGUAUAUGCAGAUCUUAAGAAUGAUAUGCAAGACCCAGAGACGACAGCAGAUUUGUGGCUUAAAUUGGUUACUUACCCGCUCCCUGGCAUAACUGAUUAAGGAAGAAGCGCAAGGUGAUACUCACUGUAAGUGUCAUGACCAACAAUAUAGAACUGAGAACGAUCUUCUGAAUAACAUACACGAAUUUGUGUCAAAACCAUAUUUAUGCAUGUAUAAUGUGUAAGUUUUAAUAAAAUAUACAAGAAUCGUUACUUUUCAGUUUAUUUAGAAAAAAUAUGUAGCAACUGUUAUUCCUGCAUUUAUUAAGCAAUAUUAUAAUCAUUUUUCUUUACUUUAGAAUGAAAUGAAUUUGUGUUUAAUAUCCCAAUAAUCAUGAUAAAGAAAAAUAUAAAAACAUGUAGUCUACUCGCUUCUAGUAUAUUUAAGUACAGUAUUACAAUUAUCAUUAAAUUAUCAAAGUAUCAUCUAAUGUUUUAAUAAGAAAUAUCAGAGUUUUCUAACUGCAGGCCCAUACGCCUGUAGUAUAAUUUAAAUCCAUACAUUUUUCUGGUUUAUAUUUAAGUGUAUUACAAUACUCAUUUAUUAUCCAAGUAUCAUUUAAAGUUUAAUAAGAAAUAU
This is a messenger RNA of Anneissia japonica, 2083 nucleotides long. RefSeq lists its product as uncharacterized. The record is from RefSeq and is a predicted model, not a curated record. Gene Ontology annotation, biological process: symbiont-mediated killing of host cell. NCBI's taxonomy places the organism in Eukaryota, Metazoa, Echinodermata, Crinoidea, Comatulida, Comatulidae. The transcript is spliced from 2 exons. Gene Ontology annotation, molecular function: toxin activity. Bases 173 to 1564 code for a protein of 463 amino acids.